UGGAUUUCGCUCGUCUCUCUCUUCGAGUUGUUGCUCGCGUGAAAAUAGCUGACCGGCGGGUAGAGAAAAUGCUAAAUUAGUUUAAUAUCUAGUAUAAUAAUACACUAUACGUUAUUUAAUGUGUUUUAUGUGCAAUUUUAUUCGAAUUUAAACGCAAUUAAAAACUGACAACAACACGCUUAACCGGUUUUUUAUACAAAUUUUCCCAAUGUUUUUACGUGAAGUGAAACGUUCGGUGACAAAUGAUUAAAACAAAUUCAUCUUAACUUAUAUUUCAUUUCUACAAAUAACGUGUGAUAUUUAUAUUUGUGAUGCAGUUGGUGUGUAUUUAUUUGCUUGGCAUGAAAUAUCAAUAAAUAAAUAGAUAAAAGCCCAAGCGCAGCGCGCAAAAGUAAACAACACUUAAUACUAGCAACAACAACAAAAAAAGAGAAUACUGUCAAAUACGCCAACCAAGUAAACCCAGCCAACUAUGGUUUACUCCAUAAAGAACAGCGAAACUGGUGAGUUUGAGUAUUUCUAUACCGAUUCCGCACGCGUCAAGCAGCCCAAAUACGAUGAGGAGACCGGCGAACCCGUCCACGAUCAGAUGAAAGUGCGCUAUCGCAAGCAUGGAAAUUUUCACGUACCGAAGCAAUAUUUGCGUGGCACCAUCUGUGACGAGGUGGACACAAUGUUGGCCAACAAACAUCACGGGGACUGGAACAUGUCGGCCAAGCAUGUUAUUGGCAAUAGCGCCAUAAAGAAUGUGGACAAGCUCAAGAAAAUAACGCCCGGCUAUGAGCGGGAGGAUUACAUCCAAAUGGAUGGCGUCAGUAGCAACAUCAUACUGGGCUAUGAGCGCAACUCCUUCCUGCUCUUCCUAAUUCCCACAUUGUUCUGCUGGAACUUCUUUCUGUUGGCUCUGAUGUCCAUUUUGGAGAUCAGUCUACACAUGCUGUCCCACUAUAAGAACUCCCUGACCAUGCAGAAGAACAUCUAUUUCCGCAGCCCCCUACACGUGCUCUCCUCACAGUUCUGCGCCAUCUGUCGCAACGAGUCCGGCAGCAAAUACAAUCGCACCUUCGAAAUUCUCAACGAACAGAUGCGCCUGGCGCACCGAUCCGAUGCACUUAAGAACAUGGCCAAGGCCAUGGGCUGAGCUCCAGACACAAAAAUUACAGCAAUUACAAAAUCAGCUUUACACUUUAAUGGUAAUAAAAACGACUAUUGGUUCACGUUUAAUAAUAAUAAAUGCACAAAUACUUAUUUUCCUGAGGUA
Messenger RNA from Drosophila montana, 1261 nucleotides. RefSeq lists its product as uncharacterized. Lineage: Eukaryota; Metazoa; Arthropoda; Insecta; Diptera; Drosophilidae. The transcript has 4 exons. Bases 473 to 1141 code for a protein of 222 amino acids. The record is from RefSeq and is a predicted model, not a curated record.